AUUGUAGGGGGAGACUUCUUCGUGAAUAACGGAGUAUGGCGACGUAUAACGUGAAUUGUUUUCAAUGUUCAUUCUGCAAGUAGUGGAUUAAAACCGUAGGCUGUCAAAGUAGCAUUAAAAUUAGGUGUUUUUGUCUACUAAUUAAGAAGAUCAACUGCAACAAUGAAUUACAAUCAUUCGAGUGCACGUCGGGGGAGACCUAAAAGAAUACUAGAUCCGUCGGCUGGUUUAUCAACUCCAACGUCUAUACCCCAAAACCCAUACAUGUAUAAUCAACAGGUUCCUAUGAACAACGGUAUGAUGCCAGAAUAUGGAUUUAAUAUCCCGCAACAACAGGCAUCGUCGUAUGGAUUCAGAUCAGUGCCAAUGCAAACUUAUCCAUCUACUGAAACUAUGCCACCUAGUGAACAAUAUUCAACGCCACAAUUUACAACGCAGUUAUUAGCAGAGCCAGUUGUUACAAAUGUGGCUAUGCAAUACGGCAAUGCUUUAAUGGGAUAUGGAAGUCAAACAUUUGAAAAGUAUGUGCCUGUCACAGCUUUGAAAUACUAUUUUGCUGUGGAUACAAACUACGUUCUUACAAAACUGUCUUUGCUGCUCUUCCCAUUUUCUCAGAAAGACUGGUCAGUCAGGUACGAGCAGGACAUACCAUUGCAACCACGCUUUGAGAAAAAUGCUCUGGAUAUGUAUAUUCCAACUAUGGCAUUUGUGACAUACAUAGUUAUAGCUGCAUUAGUAUUAGGGAUUCAGGACCGAUUCACUCCAUUAAGUACAUUAGCUAGUUCUGCUCUCGCGUGGAACAUCGUAGAAAUUGUAGUGCAGUUAAUAAGUCUCUAUGUCAUGCAUCUCGAAACGAGUCUCUCGACAUUAGAUUUGUUGGCUUAUUGUGGCUAUAAAUACGUCGGAAUUAACGCGGCCCUGCUAGCUUCGUUAGUUUUCCGAACAUUCGGUUAUUAUAUGACUUUGCUGUACUGCAGUAUAUCUUUAGCAUUUUUCGUGACACGGUCGUUGAAGUUAAGAGUCCUUCCGAGGAACGACAGUUCGUACACAGCAUCCGGUAAUAAAAGAAGAAUCUAUUUUAUAUUCUUUGUAGCAGGUGCACAACCUGUGUUAAUGUGGUGUUUGUCUCAUAGCAUGAUAUAAUCAUGUAAGGGAACCGGAAAAAUGGUUUUGAAAUACAGGAUACGUAUAUUUAUUUGAUUCUUCAUGUCACCAACGCAUUUUUGUAAUAAACAAUUCUUCAGAAAC
Messenger RNA from Megalopta genalis, 1248 nucleotides. It is a transcript of the gene Yif1, whose product is annotated as Yip1d-interacting factor 1. The record is from RefSeq and is a predicted model, not a curated record. Gene Ontology annotation, cellular component: endoplasmic reticulum membrane; endoplasmic reticulum-Golgi intermediate compartment; COPII-coated ER to Golgi transport vesicle. Gene Ontology annotation, biological process: endoplasmic reticulum to Golgi vesicle-mediated transport. Lineage: Eukaryota; Metazoa; Arthropoda; Insecta; Hymenoptera; Halictidae.